Molecule: messenger RNA, 1600 nt
Organism: Musa acuminata AAA Group (dessert banana)
Lineage: Eukaryota; Viridiplantae; Streptophyta; Magnoliopsida; Zingiberales; Musaceae
Product: photosystem II D1 precursor processing protein PSB27-H2, chloroplastic
Exons: 4
Coding region: 737-1378 (213 amino acids)
Biological process (GO): photosystem II repair; photosystem II assembly
Cellular component (GO): chloroplast thylakoid lumen; photosystem II
Source: RefSeq, a predicted model, not a curated record
CCUCAAAAUCUUUGGUUCCUUUUUCGCUUUUCUAUUAUCUUGUCUCGCUGCAUGAAGGAAUGUGAUUCGAGCGGGAAGGAUACUUGCGUUGUCGACUGUGAUUUUAGAAAAUUGAGCUGUAGGAUUUUGAGGCUUUGGCGAUGGAAGACUGUGCUAAAAUUUGUAGCUUUGACUUAUGCCCUAAUUCUUUGUUCCCAAAUCUCUAGGAAGAUUAAAGAUCGUGGUCAAGCAGCGAUCAGAACCCCAAAUGAUAAGAGAGAGUUGGAGGUUGUCACUUUGAAGUGAAUUUUUGCUGUAAAGACGAAGUCCUAAUUUAGUUUUUAGUGAAUCUGGUAGUCAAGAACGGAAAAUUGUGGCGAUUACUUACAUUCCCUAAGAAUCUGAGGCGGUUCUGGUGUCCAUCGACGAUGAAGUAAAUGCAACCCCUUUCCCCCUUUCCUAUACAUCUCCGGUUAUAAUCGCAAGGAACGAUUUGAUUUUAGUGUUCUCGCAGCGAGAAUAUAAUAUUAUCGAAUGGGAAUUACAACCUGCAUAUGGUCAAAUGUGAUCACGAGUCAUAUUACUGCAUUGUUUGUUAAGAAGUGAAACCUGAGAAAAUUGGACAAAGGUCAAAAGAUGGAUUUCCAGGCUUUCAAGGGAUGCUUUUGAAGCUGCUAGGUUAUAACAUAUCGUGAUACGAAAAGCAUGAGAAGACACCGGGAGAGGGAGCCAUUGCUUAGUUACCCAGAAAAAAAAAAUGGUGGUUUCUCUUUCCUUGAUGCGAUUUUCCUAUUAUUGCUCCUCAGAAGUGAUUGAAAGAAAGUCUCGAUGCCUCUCUUACCGACCUCAAUCGAGGAGCACUGCCAUCUCAGCUUCCCGAGAUAUUCUGCUUGGAAGGCGGCUUGCUGUGAUCAGCAGUGGAGCCUCACUGGUCUUGGUUUCAAGCAUGAGUUGUGGCCUCGCUGCAUUACCUAUCAAGGCAGAAGAAGAGAAGAAUCUGGCCGAUCAAAAGGAUGAGGGCGAUGGUGGUGUUUUUGGCACUAUCAAGUCCAUAUUUGACCCCAAUGAGAAAACCAAAGCAGGAAAGUUACUGCCAAAGGCCUACCUGAAGUCUGUAAGGGAAGUGGUGAAGACACUUCGAGAGUCAUUAGAGGAGGAUACAAGAGAUGUUUCCAAGUUUAGAAGGACUGCUGAUGCCGCAAAGGAGUCAAUCAGACAGUACUUGAGCAGUUGGAAGGGACAGCCAGCAGUUGUAGCUGAGGAAUCAUAUGUUGCAAUUGAGAAAGCUAUAAGAUCACUGGCCAGUUUCUACUCAAAAGCAGGGCCCUUUGCCACCAUGACAGAAGAGGUUAAAGCAAGUAUUCUGAAUGACUUGAAGACCGCAGAGGAUUGUCUGUAACAAGAACAUGGUCAUUUCCAAUUCUUCAGCCCAAUCAAUUUUCCCUGCUCAUUGUGUAUGCAGUUUCCUUCACUUUAAUUGAAAUCUUGACUACUUGAUAGUAUCAUUAGUCAUGUCCUUCUGAACAUCUUAUUCUUCAAAACAUUUGCUCAUUAGAUUCUGUAACAAAUACAUGAUCAUUGCUGCUUUAUUAGAAAAAUGAAAACUGUGCAUGAUUUAAGA